Macrobrachium nipponense is the source of this 780-nucleotide messenger RNA. Its product is annotated as troponin C, isoallergen Bla g 6.0201-like. Gene Ontology annotation, cellular component: myosin II complex. The record is from RefSeq and is a predicted model, not a curated record. Gene Ontology annotation, molecular function: calcium ion binding. NCBI's taxonomy places the organism in Eukaryota, Metazoa, Arthropoda, Malacostraca, Decapoda, Palaemonidae.
GUGGGCGGGCGGGAGACAGGGAACGUGUCUACAGAAUCGAGGAUGGCGGGAACUAUAUAAGAGGUCAUCUCCGAACUGUAUGAUCAGUUUAUUCGCGCCCUUUGUAACAUACACGCAACCACCACCACCACCAGCCGCUAUGGAGGAAGCUGAGAUGCCCCCUAUAGACCCAGAGCAAAUGGCCAUUCUGAAGAGGGCCUUCGACAGCUUCGACUCGAAGAAAAAGGGAGCCAUUUCGACCGACAUCGUAGGAACCAUCCUGAAGAUGAUGGGGCAAUCCUACAACAGACAAAUCCUAAACCAGAUUAUAGAGGAAGUGGAUGUAGAUGGGUCGGGGGAAUUAGAAUUCAACGAAUUCUGUCUGCUGGCGGCAAAAUUCAUGAAUGAGGAAGACGAAGAGGAACUCAAGAAAGAGUUGUACGAGGCUUUCAGAUUAUACGAUAAGGAAGGUCAGGGCUUCAUUCCAACUGGAGUUUUAAGAGAGAUUUUGCACGAAUUGGACGACAAACUAACUGACGAAGAGCUGGACGGAAUCAUAGACGAGAUUGAUCAGGACGGCUCCGGAACUGUGGACUUCGAUGAAUUCAUGGAUAUGAUGACGGGCUAAGAAGAAGAAGACGAAAGAAAAGAAAGAAGAAGAACAAGGAGGUUGAAGGCUGCAAUAAACGUCUGUUAUGCAACUCGAGAGACAAGACUGACCACAAGACAUGUUGUUCUCUAAACACACAAGUGUCUCUCUCUCUCUCUCUCUCUCUCUCUCUCUCUCUUUAUACAUACAUA